Stylophora pistillata is the source of this 1490-nucleotide messenger RNA. RefSeq names its product microfibril-associated glycoprotein 4-like. The record is from RefSeq and is a predicted model, not a curated record. Lineage: Eukaryota; Metazoa; Cnidaria; Anthozoa; Scleractinia; Pocilloporidae.
CUAAGGAUCACUAUGAGUGGCAACAUUUCUCGCGAAAACAUGUAUGCAACACUGCUUCUAACUUCCUUAAUGAUAAUUUUAACAAACGGAGAAAGUCGAUUGAUAACAUCAAAUUACAAAGCCGUUAACUUUGCCAGAGAAAUAAGAGGUCGAAAGCUUAAAGGAAGUGUUAUCAAGGAAGUUGAAGUAGAUUCAGAGGCUUCUUGUCAACUGCAGUGUGUGGAAGAAAAUUCAUGUCUGUCGUACAACUUUGGACCCGGUCAAAACAAAAUGUUUAAAUGUCAACUGAGCGACUCUGAUCGGUUUACUGGACUGAGUAAUUUCACUGAAGAUCCCGAAGUUCUUUAUAGAGGCAUAAAGAGCAUUUGUGAGAUCAGCAGUUCCUUGUGUCGGAAAAACGAGAUCUGUGUUCCCAACUAUAAAGACAACACUGCAGAAUGUAAAUGUCGUUAUGCAUCUGGAUAUACUGGAAAACCAUGCGAAGCACAAAGCUGCCAGCAGCUCCUUAAAGAUGGCGUCACAUCCAGUGGAGUGUACACGAUCAAUCCAGAUGGAGGCAAACCAAUUCAAGUGUUGUGUGACAUGACCACGGAUGAUGGAGGUUGGACCGUUUUUCAGAGACGUUUGGACGGCUCCGUUGACUUCGAUCGUGACUGGAAAACUUACAAAGACGGGUUUGGAAAUCUGAUCGGCGAGUUCUGGCUUGGAAACGACAAUCUUCACCGUUUGACAGCCGCUGAUGACGUCAUGUUGAGAGUUGACUUAGAAGACUUUGAAGGGAACAUCACCUACGCUAAGUACGCCACUUUCAAUGUCACAGACGAGGCCGAAAAUUACACGCUCACGCUUGGAGGAUAUACUGGCGAGGCCGGCGACUCCUUCACAUAUCAUAGUGACAACCAGUUUUCCACCAAAGAUCGAGAUAAUGACCAGUCACCAUUCUUUCACUGCGCACGGGAUAAUCCGGGAGGAGGCUGGUGGUUUGAUAACCCUCGGUGUUUUGAAUGCAAUCUUAACGGUUUGUAUAACGUUACCAACAGCCUAACAGGGGUUAACUGGAGGGCCUUCCGAGGCUUUUACUAUUCACUCAAACGUUCUGAAAUGAAAAUCAAGCCCAAGGAUCAAUGAUGUGUACAUAUGUGUGCUACCAUUAUCUUAUUCAUGAUUUACUAAAAGCUUCUGCAAGUUCACUUACAAUACAAACUUUAUUGACAUUCCAAUAAAUGGCUUUUCAAUGCCAAUUUACAAAAAAUGAAAAAUUCACAGAUAUAUAUAUAUAAACGAUCACCUUUCAAUCAACUUCCAACUUUAACUUUCGAUUUUAUCAUUCAUCAGUAAAUUUCUGUAUCCAGAUAAACUUUGACCUUCUUUUUACAAUAGAUUUUAAAGAAGUGUCUAAAGUCUAAAGUCUCAAAGGCUUUAGUUUAAGACUGUAACUUCAACGGGAAAAAUCAAAAUAACACAGCUUUUAUCCAUUAUUCCUAGAGUUG